Molecule: messenger RNA, 1800 nt
Organism: Armigeres subalbatus
Lineage: Eukaryota; Metazoa; Arthropoda; Insecta; Diptera; Culicidae
Exons: 1
Coding region: 1-1800 (599 amino acids)
Biological process (GO): DNA integration
Molecular function (GO): nucleic acid binding
Source: RefSeq, a predicted model, not a curated record
AUGACAACAAGCGUGGAUGAAUGGAACUACGUCCCGUCUAAAUUAAACGUUGCAGAUGCUGCUACCAAAUGGAAGGAUGGACCUAGUUUUGACAACAAUAAUCCAUGGUACAGCGCACCAGAGUUCCUCUACAAGCCGCCGAUUAAUUGGCCGAAAAAAUCCGCGACAGAUGAUGCUGAUACAGAUGCAGAGCUUCGCACCGUUUUCUUGUUCCAUGGUACAGUGCAGCAACCGCUGAUAGACACGUCAAGAUUUUCUAGCUGGAACCGACUGUUAAGAGUAGCUGCCUUUGUUUUACGGAGUGUUCGACGUUUUAAAGGAGAAAAGUUACCCAACCCAAGCCUGUUGAUCCAAGAAGAACUUCAGAACGCGGAGAAACUACUGUGGCGGCAAAUCCAAGCUGAGGCUUAUCCUGAUGAGGUGGCAAUCAUGAAACGAAACCUUUUGCUUCCCAAAGAAUCUGUAGUAAUUCAAAAGUCAAGUCCGCUUUAUCGCCUCUCGCCCUUUAUGGACGAGUGCGGAAUCAUCCGGUUGAACAGUAGAAUUACAGCGGCGCCGACGGUUCCCAUAGAAACUAAAUAUCCCAUUAUCUUGCCGAAGAAACACACUGCGACUAUUCUGAUCGUAGAAAAUUAUCAUCAGCGCUACCUUCAUGGAAACGGAGAGACUGUGUGUAACGAAAUGCGACAACGUUUCUACAUAACAGGUCUACGAGGAGUUAUUCGUCAAGUCUCAAGUAGAUGCCUGUAUUGUCGCAUUAGAAAGGCUGUUCCUCAUCCGCCAAUGAUGGGGUCCUUACCAGAAGCCAGAGUAACGGGAUUUGUGAGACCGUUUACGCAUACUGGAGUGGACUAUUUUGGGCCGUUAAUGGUGAAACAAGGACGAAGCCUGGUGAAGAGAUGGGUUGCGCUUUUCACUUGCCUCUCAGUUCGUGCUAUACAUCUGGAGAUAGUACAUAGUUUGUCCACUCAGUCGUGCGUGAUGGCAAUUCGUCGCUUUGUGGCUCGCCGGGGUUCUCCAGAGUCAUUCUACAGCGAUAAUGGAACGAAUUUCGUAGGGGCGAGUAACCUGCUGGCGAAACAGAUCCAAGAUAUUCAAAAUAAGUGCGCCUCGACAUUCACCAACUCCAAAACCAGGUGGUGCUUCAAUCCGCCUUCUGCGCCUCACAUGGGAGGAUCAUGGGAGCGUAUGGUUCGCUCCGUGAAAACGGCUAUGUCCACUAUUGCUGAUCAUCCACAUCACCCAAGUGACGAGGUAUUGGAGACGGUACUCCUAGAAGCUGAAGCUAUUAUCAACUCCCGACCGCUUACAUAUAUACCACUAGAGAGCCCGGAGCAAGAAUCCUUAACGCCAAAUCACUUCCUGCUAUAUGGUACACAGGGGAUUGUGCAACCUGAAAUAGGUAUCGACGCUGGCGGACAUAAUCUACGGGACAGCUGGCGUCUUUCUCAGAGUCUAGUGAAUCAUUUCUGGCAUCGUUGGAUCCAUGAGUAUCUCCCAACAAUAACUAGGCGUACCAAGUGGUUUGAACCAACGAAGCCACUUGAACCAGGAGACCUGGUACUGGUGGUCGAGGAAACUAAGCGGAAUGGGUGGCUACGAGGAAAAGUCGUGGAAGUGGUGAAGGCCAAUGAUGGACAAGUGCGGCGUGCUGUGAUACAAACGAAAAACGGAUUAAUAACUCGUCCGGCAGUGAAGAUAGCUCCACUAGACCUCAGGGCAUCUGGAUUCCCCGGAACUACACGGGCGGGGGAAUGUAACGAGACAACAGGGCAUUCUCGUUCGUUGACUGAUCCGUGA